Molecule: messenger RNA, 2250 nt
Organism: Symbiodinium pilosum
Lineage: Eukaryota; Dinophyceae; Suessiales; Symbiodiniaceae
Source: the annotation of a GenBank genome assembly
AUGGCUUUCCGCACCUUUGGGCUGUCCAAAAAGUGCCGCUGGGCCCUGGCAUUGAUUCUGGCGCUGGUCGUGCUGGCCCUCUACUUUGUCUACUCCUUCCUUGGGUACAUAAUCUUCUCUGUUUGGGUCUACUUCGUUGGCCGUGCCACGCUGAGCAGCCAAGUAGCCCCAGCGCCUUACCCGGUGGUGUUCAUCCUGUCCGCUACACUUGUGGUCACACUCAUUCCAUGGAUUUUUUUUGGUGGGCACCAGGGUUGCAGCGAAUUUGACGUGACCAUGCAAACGGCGUGGGGCUUGAGCUUCGAGGAUUUUUGGUUUCAGUUCACGAUUCGAGCAGUUCUCAGCUGGACACUUGCUCCGAUCGUUGCUUUCAUGCUGUUGGCGGAUCACUUUGCCUCGCCUUACGUCAGGGAAUCCAUACGAUGCGUGCUGUACAUGUACCUUGCCCAGCUCUUGAAAACACUUGGUACAGCAUUUGACGCCUGUCACGGGACUGAUCUUGAUGGCGACAACGUUCGGGACAUGGCAUAUGAACACGACCCACUGGCGGGAUUCGCAUCUGCGUAUGGGACUGGCGCAGCAUUCCUCAGUGACAUUUGGUGCCUGCAGUUAGUUGUGGAGAGGUUGCGAGCUCUUGAAGAAACUUAUGGUCAGCCUUUGCCGUGCUCGAGAUCCAUUCUGUGGAUGUCGCGGCUCAACAUUUGGAUGUUCUUCGCCCUCGCGGCCAUGAACUUCACACCGCCCAUCGCCUCUUGGGUUGUCAGCAUACUCUCGACAUUCAGUAUCGGCUUAAUCACGCUCCUUAUCUGGCGGGCCUAUGCUGUCCCUCUGCACGUGCUACAAGCAGCACUGAGGCUGGAGGCUGUGGAUGGCGUCCUGUUGCAGCUGCACAAAGAGGCGAAGUUUGCUAUGAGGGUAAUUCGCAAGGCGCAGAUUGCCCUUGUGCUGGCCAGCUUCUCAAUGGGAUGGCACAUCGCAAGCUGGGGUGUGUCCUGGGUGAUCAUAGCGCAGUGGACAAACGACGCUUUCCAGUAUGGUGCCAUGGUAGACACGAUGGGAAACACCGUGUGCUUGCUGUUGCUUGUCAAUAGUUCCCUUCAUUUGCCCAGAUGCAUACCCACGUGCUAUGCAGCUCAAUCUGCAGUCGACUCUGAGCUCACCGAGGAGUUGGGCUGCACCUGUGGCAAGAAGGUUGGACUGCCGCGGCGGUCACAGUUGGAUGGUGAGGCAAAUGACGUGGUAAGCUGCGACAAGUGCGCUUGGGCAGAGAAGGUUGCUGAGAUUGCUGACAGGCGCGUUGCUGUUGGCCAGCUCCUAGAUUUUCACAAGCGACUGGGAUCGGAGAAUCUCAUGCCCCACUUCGAUCCUUUGCGCUCGACGACCAACGACGUUGUCCGGCACGCCAUCAUCCCCGAGUCCCGAUGCGGAAAUCUCGGGAAGGCACUGGCCGAGGUAUUGCCUCGGAGAUCUACCGGCACACCACGCAUGGUGACUCACCAUUGGCAGAAUCGCUUCAGUGACUUGCUUGCAGUGGUGGUGGCAGACAGCCUGGGCAUGAAGCGCUGGGACAGCAUCGCCCAGCAACUCUCCACAAAACAGGAAGAAGCUCUUAAGGAGAGGCUUUCGGAUUGCGGGUCCCUUCACUGGAACUACUGGAUCUGCGCCUUCUGCAUCAACCAGCAUGCGAGCAUUUGUGGCAAUGCCAUGGGCGUCCAAGACACCGUCACUGCCGAGGUGCUUCCCUCGUGUGACUGCAGCACGCCGAAAGACUUCAAUGACCAUCCGAUCCAAUGUGAACUCAACAAGUUUGACAGCAUGAUGCUGCACCUGCAUCGCUGCGACGUGCAUGGUUUUCUGCAAGUUGUGGCCAUUGACCGAGAUUUCAAUGUGUUUUCACGGGCCUGGUGUGUAGCCGAGCUGGUGCAAGCCCGCAGCUGCCGACUGGAUCAACACGUCAUCCUGCACUCGCCGGAGGUCCUUGAGAAAAACUCGAGGCGUCUGAGCUCUCUGCGGGUGGAGGACUGCUGUGCCUCGCGGCCUGAGGAUAAGGAUGCAAUCCUGUCAAAAAUUGGCGGGAAAGAUGAGAUCCUUGAGUUUAACAAGCGUUUGCAACAGCUCCUUUUAGGCUCUGAGGGUCUACUGGCUGGAUGGCUUGACGGCCAAAGGCUGUUGCAGGAGGUUGGAGCCAUCGCGGCUCGAGCCAGAACCCGUGUCGGCGAGGACCUAUCAGAGCCUCAAACAGCCGUCUGA